GGACCGUGGGGAAAAUGAACCGCGGCAGCAGCAGCACCACCAUCAUCGCUGCUGCUGCUAGCUUUGUUGUGAGAAAAGCCGCGAACUUGUUUACGGUGCUGUCGGUGUCUCUCGGCGGAUUUUUCGUCUUCAAACUUCUCCCGUGUGCAGAAUGAAAGUUACAUGUAACGACCCGGUUGCCUAAGAGAAAUAAAGAUGGCUUGUUCGGCGGACGGUUGUAACAACAGACCGUUAAAGGGCUCCGGGCUGCAGUUUUUCCGAUUUCCUAUGACUGAUGAAGAGAGGCUGAAGAAAUGGUGGGCCAACACGAAGAAAGAAAACUGGCAUCCGACGAACACGUCGCGUCUGUGCAAUGUGCACUUCGAGGAAGAUCAGUUCUGUGUAGACGAGAGGGGUAAGAGGAGGCUGAAGCUCAAUGCUGUGCCGACCAUUUUUGACCCUUCACCGGUUAUUGUGAGAAAGCCGAGAGGUCCCAGGGGCUCACGGUUCAAGUUGGAGAUGGAGGGACAGUCCAUGGAAGGGUUGGAGCUCGGAGCCCCGCUGGAAGUGGAUAUUGGAGAGCGUCUCCGCCGAACUUCUCUGAGACGUGCACGGGAGGAGUACUUUAUUCCUAUUGCUGCUGAAAAAGAAACCGUGGUCUCAUUUCCUAUUACUGAAUCCGAGAUCGAGGAUACUGCGGUGAAACCCGAGGAGGCCUUGGAGUUAAGUGAAGAAAACUUGGACAAAAGUUUAGAGGAAAGUCGUGCAGAACCCGACGUCAUCGAGGACGCAAAUAUGGACAAGACGUCCGAAUCCACAGAGAAUAACGUGGAGCAGGUCGAGGAGUCUGUGGCCUGUAAUCUGAGGUUUUCUACGGCGGAAGACCUCGACGAGAUGAUGGACAUCGGCACGGUGGAUCAGGUGGAACAGGAAGCUCUGAUGAAAGAAGACGAACAGAACAGUGUGAAGGACGCGGAGAGCAGCCGCUCACCUGCCGUGUCACAUACAGCCACGGUAACAGAGGACAGUAACUCCUUUGAAGAGGACGCCGAUGACGUCAAACCCACUGUACUACCACCGCCUGACUCCAUGCCGUCCAACUCGUGCGAGUCGUCUGAAGCUGCGACCAGCACAGAAAGGGACAGCUCGUCUCCAGCCACCAUAGUCAACGGGCUGAAAGUAGUGAAGCUGUCUGUGCAGAGCUCAGAAAAAGAAAGCCAAGUAGCCAAGUCUCCUUCUCCACCUCUGGUCAAGGUGAAGGAUGAGCCUGAAGACGACGAGUACGAACUAGCCCAAAUAUCCUCAACGUCUACAGCGAGCGUGAAAGAUGAGCCCAACACCGCAAAGGAGGAUUUGAGAAUCGGCUCGGUCUACUCCGUGACGCCGUCUGCAGAAACGCGCGCGCUGCCCAUCGUCAACCCCUCAGCUCUGCACAUGUCCUGUUCCAACUGCAAGAAGAGCCUGACGAAGGGACAGACGGCUUUCCAAAGGAAAGGCUCUCCAGCACUCUUCUGCUCCACCGAGUGCCUCACCACGUCUCUCCCUUCAGUCAGAGGAGUCGCUAAGAUCUGCCACAACUGCCAAAAGUUGAUAUUACGGCCUCAGGACGUCAUUCUGGCUCCAGAUGUUAAAGGACUCAUGAAGGAGUUCUGCAGCCAGAACUGCCUGACGUCCUUCAACUACAAGAAAAACGCCACCAGCUACAUGAAAGCUGCUGCCGCCGCCGCCGCUGCCAAGAAAUUACCGCCAAUAGCAGCACAUUCAGUCUGCAGCAUGUGCACCAGACACUGCAUUAGCAAACACGAGGUGAUCCUGAGUGGCGCCGUCCACAAGAUGUGCAGCGACGCCUGCUUUAACCGUUUCCGUACGGUGAACAACCUCUCCAUGGCCGGCUGUGCGAACUGCGGCUCGUACUGCCACAGCAAGCCGCUCAUGCUCAAGUUGGAAGGCAGCAACAAAACUCUGUGCAAAGUAGACUGUCUGGCCAAGUACAAAGAGAAAACGAGGACAACCCAGCCUUGUACGAUGUGCCGCACGACUCGGUCGAUAUCGGACAUGAUCGACAACAAAAACAGCGACGACUCGGUGAACCUCUUCUGUAGCAGCAGUUGUGUGAUGGCGUUCAAGGUGCAGACUGUCAGUGCGUCAGGCGCUCGGUUGAGUUGUGAUAACUGUGGGAAAAACACGGUACCGUCCUACCACCUGGCUAUGUCCGAUACCUCCAUCAGGAACUUCUGUACUCUACCGUGUGUCAUGAACUUUCAGGAGAAGUUCAAGACCCAGAAACAGUUGAAUGUUUUUACCAAGUUACCCAUCGGAUCCACCCAACACCCGACUAUCACCGCUAUCCAACCACAGCGAGACGCCCCCAAAGGACCGCAUUCACUGAGCUGUGCCCAGUGCUUCCGCAACAUAAAUUUUAAACCUGAACUCGUCCAGAUCAAGGACAAGAUGGUUUUCCUGUGUAGCGCGGAGUGUUCACAUGAGUUCAAGAAAGCCCACUAUGUGGCGAGCCUGUGCGAAUACUGUAAGAUCGAAAAGAUCACCAGAGAGGCCAAGAGAAUCGACAACAAGAACUGCUACUUCUGCAGCGAUGGCUGUAAGCUUCUUUUUAGACAUGACCUGACUAAAAGCUGGGGCAAACACUGCCACUCCUGCGUCUACUGCCACUCUGUGUCCAAGAAGCUGGUGACGGCACAGUAUGGAGGCUUAACUGAGGACUUCUGCUCUGAGGAGUGCAGGUCCAAAUACACCAUGCUCUUCUGCCACGUUGCAAAGUGCGAUACCUGUGGUCGCAAAGGGAAACUGAAGCAGAGUCUCGCCAUGCUGGGUGAAGUCAAACAUUUCUGCGACCUGUCCUGUCUUCUACAGUUCUGCUGUGAGAAAGUCACCACGCAGGGCGACGUCUUCAAAGGUACGGGGGAGGCCACACCUAUUAUCGCCAAUGUCAUGUCACUUGCAGGCCCUCCAGCAGGGAAAUCCACUGCUUCUGACAAAACUCCACAGCAAAGCACAGUCUUUCAAUCAAAGAACUCUGGACAUAUCAGUAUUCAGACAGAUGCAGUGAAAGCUCAUCUUCCUCCUCCUGGUCCAAAACUCCUCAAGAACAAGGCGCUGCUCUGUAAACCGCUGGUGCAGAAUAAAGGAGUCUCUUGUAAAACACAGACAGCUGAUGUGGAAGCACAGACGGAUGACAUCUUCCCUAAAAUCAUGGUUGUACCUGUCCCAGUGCCGGUGUACGUUCCUGUACCCAUGAACAUGUACAGCCAGUGUACUCCCAAACCCAUGGGCGUGCCAUUACCACUGCCUGUACCAAUGUUCCUUCCCGUGGCGAUGGACAGCGCAGAACGCAUUGUGGAAACCAUCCAGGAGAUCAAGGAAAAGAUCCCGUCUGAUCCCUUCGAGGCAGAGCUCAUCCUCAUGGCAGAGAUGAUUGCAGAGCAAGAUAAAAAUGACAAAGACGACAGACCGAAGGAGAAAGUGGCGAGACAAGAAGCAUCUGCUCCAGACGACCAUGCCAGUAACUACAGCGACGACUUGGACACAGACGACUUGGCAAGUUUCCUCAACAACUGGGAGGACGCCUCCUCCGACGCAGGCCUCAGGUCUCCCAGUCGACCGUACUCCAACGAGAAGCUCAACCCAAUUCUUGACAUUCCCGUGGGCAUGUCCAGUGUGCCUUACUCUGAGCCACCGCCUCCAGCACCCACUCCUCCACCUCCAGCACCUCCACCACCACCACCUCCUCCUGCACCUCAGAUACCACCUCCCAUGGACAUUGAAGCUGACUUCACUGUUGGAACACUGGAGAGGAUGGCCCGCCUGAGAGAACAGAUCCAGCGAUCUCCGAGCCCUCCGCCUGCACCUUCCCGACGACGACAAGCUCCCAGGAAAGCCAGAGAAAAGAAGGGUCGCAAGACACAGCGGGCGUCUAAAGCAGCUGAAGCGACGCCUCAACGAGGCUCUUCCAACAAGGCCAUGGCUGCAGACGCCCCAAGACUAAAGAGUCAAUAUGGAGUUGACGCCUGGAAGCGAUGGAUCCAGUGGAGGCAAACUCAACCCAACCUGGAGAAGCCACGCUUCAGUUCACGUCCCAUGGAGUUGAAGGAGGAUGUUCUUCGGUGCACCACUGCUGAGCUGAGUUAUGGACUCUGUUGCUUCAUCAAUGAAGUGAAGCGACCCAGUGGGGAGCCAUACUCCCCUGACAGCCUGUUCUACCUCUGCCUCGGCAUUCAACAGUACCUGUUUGAGAACGGUCGUGUGGAGAACAUAUUCAUGGAUCGGUUCUACAACAAGUUCUCCACUGAAUUCACUAAUAUGCUGAGAAGUUUCAAACCUUCAAUCACAACAAGUGGUUAUAUCCAUUCCCGCGUGGAGGAGGAGUUUCUAUGGGACUGUAAACAGUUGGGUGCGUACUCCCCCAUCGUCCUCCUCAACACUCUGCUCUUCUUCUGCUGCAAAUACUUUGGCUUCACCACGGUGGAGCAGCACCGUCAGCUGUCCUUUGCCCAUGUCAUGCGGUGCACCAAAACCAACCAGGACAACACCAAGACCACCUUCCUGCGCUUUUACCCCCCAUUAUCGAUCAACGAGACAGAGUCAGACGUUCCAGCAAAGCGGCGUAAGGAGGAGGAGAAUAAAGAGGAUAUCCUGGAGAUGAUGGAGAACACAGACAACCCUCUCCGCUGUCCUGUCAGACUCUAUGAGUUUUACCUCUCUAAGUGCUCGGAGUCAGUCAAACAGCGUACCAAUGUGUUCUACCUUCACCCUGAGCGCUGCUGCGUCCCCAACAGCCCGCUGUGGUUCUCCUCCACCCCUCUGGAUGACGACACCAUGGAGGGCAUGCUCAUCCGCAUCCUCACUGUCAGAGAGCUGCAUCUCUACUUAAGAAAAGAGGGAAAGACGGAGCAGCAGAGACCUAAUUUGUCACCAUUUACACCUGAAGAGGAAGAGGAGGAUUCAGACUGAUGAAGAGCAACGAAGAACAAAAGUGACCUUUUCAUUGGUGCAACAGCUUGUGGUGUAAAUGUUUGUAGAAUAACUGAAACAUUCAUUUAAACACAGACAGAACAAAUCUUUCACAUACAUACGGUAACUACAAUGUGCUGAACUGCAAAGAGUCAUACUUUGUAAAUCACAUGUUGAUCAGGAUUUAUAGGAGAUGUUCAAACACACAAGUGUUUGUGUAGGUGGGACUUGGUAACUGAGAUGCAAGACUGUUUACUACUGCUCAGCAGGAAACAUUGCUGUCCUUUUGUGUUUUGUCUGCUGAAUGGUUGCUUCUCAUGGAUAAUGCUACUUUCUUCCUUACACAUGUUACAAUUCCUUAAAUUCCUGUGCACAUUUUGUCCUUUUUUGAACAAGCUACAAUGGAAAAAACAGUUUUGAUAUCUAUUCGCGUCAGCGCGUAAACGUCCACACCAGAAGACAAACUUACAAUGGCUUCCUGUGAUGUAGAUGUAAAUUGCCAACCACCAUGUAGUGUUUGAUUUCUCAGCAAUGCAUCAAUGCCAUGAUUUGGUGUCAGUCUGUCAGCGGAGCAGCUUCUUUCCAGACUCAAUAUUUUUGCAGUUUUUAUACCCUGGGGAUUGUUGGAAAAUCUUGAAAAUGUAGGAAAUACACAUAACAAAAAAUAGUUCCUCGAAUUCAUUUAGUAUGUUAUAUAAUUAUAGCCUAUUAUAUCUAUGACUGAUUUUUUUCCUUUAUAUCUGUGUAGGAUAUAUUGGUAUAAUUGCUGAUCCAGAGGGUUUAUACACUUUGCUAUAAUAAAAUGAAGACCAAUUCAUACAAAAAAUAAAUAAAUUAAUAAAUAAUUCAACACAGA
Larimichthys crocea (large yellow croaker) is the source of this 5803-nucleotide messenger RNA. It is a transcript of the gene zmym4.1, whose product is annotated as zinc finger MYM-type containing 4, tandem duplicate 1. Bases 196 to 4947 code for a protein of 1583 amino acids. Lineage: Eukaryota; Metazoa; Chordata; Actinopteri; Sciaenidae. Gene Ontology annotation, molecular function: zinc ion binding. The record is from RefSeq and is a predicted model, not a curated record. The transcript has 29 exons.